Molecule: messenger RNA, 2025 nt
Organism: Fopius arisanus
Lineage: Eukaryota; Metazoa; Arthropoda; Insecta; Hymenoptera; Braconidae
Product: hexosaminidase D
Biological process (GO): carbohydrate metabolic process
Molecular function (GO): hexosaminidase activity
Source: RefSeq, a predicted model, not a curated record
AUCUAGACGUCAGCUUGGCAAGAAGUGGAAUAAUAUUGGUUGUGUCGCGUUUUUAGAACCAUAUAUAGUAAAAUAAAAUCAAUGAUUGCACCAUUUUUAUUUUUUAAUAUAUUUCAGGACGAGUGCAAUAGGAUUUUUUGAUUGCGUGGCAUUAUCGUCCGAGCCGGAGGCAAGGACCGACAUUUCACGCGAGUAAAGAUUCCUAUUGCACUAGUCAUAAACGAUAUUCCUCCGUAGUGAUUUUCCCAUUUUGGAGUUCGAGGAAGAGCGAGUGCCAAUCCCGGGACGAGGAAGAGUGAAGAGCAGACGAGAAAAAUAAUAUAAUUGCUUCAUUGAACUGUGCAGUAAAAUGAAGGAAAAAUGGAUGAUUUCACGUUCGGAUCGCACAGACUAGUUCAUCUGGACCUCAAAGGUGCUCCACCCCGAGUUGCCUAUUUUGAAAAGUUAUUCCCUUAUUUAAGAACGUGGGGUGCCACAGGUUUGUUGUUGGAGUGGGAAGACACAUUUCCAUACAAUCGAGAGCUUUCUUGCAUUGGAAGUAAUGGACCGAGAAGUCUAGGAUGUGGCUACACAGCCCAGGAAGCUUUGCAAAUAUUGCAAAUUGCUGGAGACUGUGGACUCGCUGUUGUUCCCCUAGUUCAAACAUUCGGGCAUUUGGAAUUUGUCCUGAAACACGACGAAUGGAGAUCUCUCAGGGAAGUGGAGAAUUUCCCCAGUUCAAUCUGCCCAUCGAAUCCUGCGACUCUUCCCCUGGUAAAAUCACUGGUGACUCAGAUUAUAUCGUUCCACCCUGAUAUCCAAUACAUUCAUAUUGGAGGAGACGAGAUCUGGCACCUUGGGCUGUGCUCUCUAUGCUCCAAACGGGCUAGUUUGAGCAAACAUGGCAAAUCCACCCUUUACCUGGAGCAUGUGCUCGCCACUGCGCAGUACAUCAAGGAGAUGCGUCCCUGCUUGAAGAUCAUCAUUUGGGAUGACAUGCUGAGGAGUACCGAUUUGCAGGUUUUGAACGAGUAUUAUUUUGGAAAAUAUGUUGAACCAAUGAUAUGGCAUUAUAAUUCAAGAGAAACAUUUUCACUCCCCCAAGAUUUAUGGACGAAAUACAAUGCAGUAUUCCCAAACAUAUGGGCAGCAACGGCUUUUAAAGGGGCUACAGGGUCAGCUCGACAAAUUCCACUGAUGAGUCAUCACGUUAGUAAUCACGAGAGGUGGCUGGAGGAACUUGGCACACAUGGCAAUAAAAUCAAUGAAUUUCGGGGAACUGCAUUAACUGGUUGGUCGAGAUAUGAUCAUUAUGCAACAAUGUGUGAGCUUCUACCCACAGCGAUACCUUCACUGGCCCUGUGUUUGAGGGUAUGGCUCCAUGGCUACACCGAGCAAACUCACAUGCAAGUUGCUAAGAGUCUUGGGUACAUUGACCACCCAAUGUGCAUUAGUCCAGAACGUCCUGCACCAAUACCCACUAAUCUCUCCUAUCCUGGGUGGCAAUUAAGCGGAGGGAUCGAGUGGUUUUUGAACUUCAAGAUAAAGUUCGACGGCAUGAUCAAUAGUGAUCAAAUUUUAACGUGGAUGAAUCCUUGGCAAGUUGCUAAUAAUUACACAAAUCCAAUGCAAUUAGAAAGUCUCAUUCCAGCGCUGACAGAUUUACUUCUCGAACUGACUUCCCUAGAGUCCUACCUGAAAGUUCAAAUGGAAGCUAUCUUUUUUCCUCCCACAAUAGACGAGUGGGCAGGCACACAUCUUGAACCAAUGAAGAACAAGCUUUUUGAACUCAAACAGAUAGCCGAUAAUCAAAUUAAAAUCAAUAGUCGUGGUCAAAUGAUUCUACCUUAAAUAUUUUAUAAUGUAAAAUUGGAGACUGAGUCUGCAUUGACUAGUGAAAUUUUACAAUAUAAAUUUUUUAACUGAUCUUGUCAAAGCAACUCCUAGGAAAAAAAAAUGUAAAUAACAGAUGAACUUUCAAGUUUAAUCUAGAAAAUUUAUUCUGAGAUUAUUUUAUUCUGGAAUUUUAUGUUCAUAGCUAUAGAG